AUCAAAAAUUCAAAAUCCAAAAUCAACAUUUACUGUAUGCUUAGUUUAAAGCUAUUCAAAUCAUAACACCAAUCAGAUAAGAAACAUAUAAACAUAGUAUUAUCACGUAUGGGAGCAAUGAAGGUUCCUAAAGUGACUAGCAUACUAUUGGUUGUUCUAGUAUCAUUGACAUUCCUUAACUUUGUGCUUAAGUAUUAUACUUAUUUUGUGCUAAUAGUAUCAUCAUCCAAAGAAGUAGCAAAUGAAGUCAAUGCCAUAGCUCAAGAGACAGGAGAAGUACCACAUCCUCAUGAUUUAUACGUCCCAUUACUCACAUUCAUACCUACGCGUUCCCCCAUCAUCUCUCGACCCUGGGUGAUGAUUACCAGUAGUUUCAUAGAAGAGAAUUUCUUAGGUUUAACAGUUAGUUUUAUGCUAUUAUUCUAUUUGGGAAAGUAUCUUGAAAAUUUAUGGGGGCCUCAUGAAUUUGCUAAAUUUAUUCUUGUGAAUGUCAUACUAUCGAAUCUCACUAUCUAUGUCUAUUAUACAGUGAAAUCUAUCAUCUUUUUCCGAUAUGAUGAUCUUCCAGUCCCACCUGUGGUGAUAUCCUCUAUGGCGAUCAAUAUGGGAUUAUUCGUAGCUAUCAAACAACGAAUUUCAAAUCAUUAUUUCAUAUUCUUUAAAGGAAAUUUACGUGUUAAGGUUACAUUCUUACCAUUCAUUUUAUUAGUUACUUGUUUCAUUUUACAAUUUUUAAGUGAAGAGUUUUAUAUUUCAUUUAUACUAAGCUUUUUAGGAUUUGUUAUCAGUUGGGUUUAUUUAAGAUUCUUUAAAAAAGGUACCAAUGAAAGACAAUCCUAUCUUUUACCAUUUGCCUUGAAUCGGAAAAGGUCGGGUAAGAAUAAAUUCAAACCAACUAGUUCAAACCCAACUUCUAUCAAUGGAUCAAAUCAUGCUGCUGAUAAUUCUUUACAACUUGAUAAUGGAUUGAUAAGAGGAGAUAGAUCAGAACAAUUUUCAUUCUAUACAUUUUUCCCAUCCCCUAUAUCGAUGUUUGUGAAAUUAAUAAGUGUAUUGGUAUUCACUACCUUGGUUCAUUAUAAAGUGAUUGAUCCUAAUGAUUUCACGGAUUUUGAAGAAGAAGAUAAUGAUCAAUUGAUCUUGGAAGAUGUUGAUAAUUUGCAAACUGGAUUAUUUGAUUUAUCACCAUUGAAAGGAGCAGGAAAUGUAUCGGCGAUACCUAAUGCCAGUUCAACUCUUAAAAGAAUAUGGAAUUGGGUUAUACCACCGCAUUCAGCCAAACCAUUAAGUAUUAAAAAUAGUAUGGAUAAGAGGAGAAAACUUGCAUUAAAGGAAUUGGAAUAACCUUUCUUUAUGGAAGAUUUAUACAGACACGAAUUUAAUAGAUUUAAAAUAGGUAAUAAAUAUAUACAAAUAUUAAUGU
This is a messenger RNA of Scheffersomyces coipomensis, 1423 nucleotides long. RefSeq lists its product as uncharacterized. Gene Ontology annotation, cellular component: Golgi apparatus; membrane. The coding region runs from base 109 to 1344 and encodes 411 amino acids. Gene Ontology annotation, biological process: retrograde vesicle-mediated transport, Golgi to endoplasmic reticulum. The transcript has a single exon. The record is from RefSeq and is a predicted model, not a curated record. Lineage: Eukaryota; Fungi; Ascomycota; Pichiomycetes; Serinales; Debaryomycetaceae.